GAAUAUUAUUUCACACCAAUCAACUCCGUUCAAUUCAUGACAACAAAUCUUUUCAAGGAUAAAAAACUCUGCAGUUAAAUAUGACUGUCAAUCAAUUAUUCUACAAAAAGAAGACUCUCUUUCUUCUUCUUCUUCUUCUUGAUUUGGAUCUCUAAAUCACCAAUCCCCCAUGUUCAGAUUUAUAAUUCACUCUUAAACACACCCUGUAACCAAUCUUUGAUCCCCACAAAUAAAUAUUAUUAAAUAAACGAUUAUAUUGGUGUUUAAGCUUCUUUGAUUAAACCCCUUCAAGAAACCUGAAGACUCUAAGAGUCUGUCAUAAAAACUUAAAUAGAAAAGAGACAACAAGACGAAGAAAGGUGUUCAAAGAUGUCUCGUCUCGACGACAUACCAUCAAGCCCAGGCAAGUUCAAGAUUGACAAAUCUUCUUACUUCAACCGUCUCAGGUUUCAAUCAUCUCCCACCAAGUUCGCAUUCGUCUCCUUCCUCCUCCUCUGUCUCAUCUCUUUACUCUUCCUCCGAUCUCCAUCGUCCGUUAACCCCUCCCUGUCCGACCCAUCUCGCCGCUCACUCCGAACCUUCACCUACGGAGGACCCGCUUGGGAGAAACGCAUCCGAGCCUCUGCUCGAACCCGAACCUCAAGCAACGGAAUGACCGUCUUAGUCACCGGAGCAGCCGGUUUCGUCGGUACACACGUCUCCUCCGCCUUAAAACGCCGCGGAGACGGCGUCAUCGGCCUAGACAACUUCAACGACUACUACGACCCUUCUCUGAAACGUGCGAGACAAGCUUUGCUAGAGCGAAGCGGCGUCUUCAUCGUGGAAGGAGACAUAAACGACGUCGAACUCCUCCGUAAGCUCUUCAAGAUCGUCUCCUUCACUCACGUUAUGCACUUAGCCGCUCAAGCCGGAGUUAGAUACGCAAUGGAGAACCCUAGCUCCUACGUUCACAGCAACAUCGCUGGACUAGUCAACCUCCUUGAGGUCUGCAAAGCGGCUAACCCGCAACCAGCUAUCGUCUGGGCUUCCUCUAGCUCCGUCUAUGGACUCAACACGAAAGUACCCUUCUCCGAGAAAGACAGAACAGACCAACCGGCGAGUCUCUACGCCGCCACGAAGAAAGCUGGUGAAGAGAUAGCUCACACUUACAACCACAUCUACGGGCUGUCCCUUACAGGACUAAGGUUCUUCACCGUGUACGGACCAUGGGGAAGACCAGACAUGGCUUACUUCUUUUUCACUAAAGACAUUCUCAAAGGGAAGUCCAUAUCCAUCUUCGAGUCAGCGAACCACGGGACGGUGGCUAGAGACUUCACUUACAUAGACGACAUCGUGAAGGGAUGCUUAGGGGCGCUUGAUACGGCGGAGAAGAGUACAGGAAGCGGAGGGAAGAAGAGAGGUCCGGCGCAGUUGAGAGUGUUUAACCUCGGGAACACCUCGCCGGUGCCGGUUUCCGAUCUGGUGAGUAUACUGGAGAGGCAGCUGAAAGUGAAGGCCAAGAAGAACUUGAUCAAGAUGCCACGAAACGGCGACGUUCCCUUCACUCAUGCUAAUAUCAGCUUAGCUCAACGUCAGCUUGGGUAUAAACCGACCACGGAUUUGCAGACCGGGUUGAAGAAGUUCGUGAGAUGGUACCUGAGUUAUUACGCCGGCGAGAAGAAAGCCGCCGCGAGAUGAUUUCGUGUUUUGUUUUUGAGUAAUUAUAUUUAAUUAAUUUAUGUUACUUGUAUGGUACGUAACUGUUGUAGUAAAUUUGAUUCAUCUCCUGUCAAAUAAAACAAUGUUAAUUUUCCAACA
Molecule: messenger RNA, 1797 nt
Organism: Raphanus sativus (radish)
Lineage: Eukaryota; Viridiplantae; Streptophyta; Magnoliopsida; Brassicales; Brassicaceae
Product: UDP-glucuronate 4-epimerase 4
Exons: 1
Coding region: 370-1677 (435 amino acids)
Source: RefSeq, a predicted model, not a curated record